AUGCAAUUAAUUGAACAAGUACAAUCACCAUUAAAUUUUGAUCAAACAUUUGAUGUUAAUGUUCUGGAUGCUGUUAUCAAUACACUGUAUCGUGAACAAGGCGAUGCUAAACGGUAUUAUGUAUUAGAAAUAUUGGAAAAAACAAAAAAAACAAGAUGGAAAGCAUUACCGAAAGAACGAUGCAAAGAUAUUGAAAAAUGCAUAGUCAAAAUACGACCAACAUUUAUUAGCGAUAUUGUUGAAGCUAGUAAAACAAGUGAAUCGAUUAAAGAGGUGUUUGAUUUUUUAUCUGGGAAAAUGAGACAAGCAAAAGCAAAACAUCUGAAAGAUACAAUGUGUAACGAAUUUACAAAAAUAUUUCAACUCUGCGAAUAUGUUGUUGAUAAAUCACGUCAUCCACCGUUAUUGUUAUUAACAUUAGAAACAUUGUUACGCUUUCUUAGCUGGAUGCCAUUAGGGUACAUAUUUGAAACAAAGAUGAUUAAUACUCUGAUUGAAACAUUUUUUACUGUUCCUAUGUUUCAUAAUGUCACGCUGGGAUGUUUAACAGAAAUUGGAAAUUUUCAAGUAUCGCAGUAUGAAGAUAAAUUUAUUGAUUUUUUUCGACGUACAAUGCAACAAUUAAAAACGGUUUUACCUGUGACAAUCAAUUUAAAAGAAGCGUACUGUACAGCUAAAGAUGAUGAUCAAAAGUUUAUAGAAAAUUUGGCAUUAUUUCUAUCAUAUUUUUUAAAAGAAUGUGGAAUAUUAAUUGAGCGUGCGCAAGAUUUAAAGGAUACAUUAUUGUAA
This is a messenger RNA of Didymodactylos carnosus, 789 nucleotides long. Lineage: Eukaryota; Metazoa; Rotifera; Eurotatoria; Philodinida; Philodinidae. The record is from the annotation of a GenBank genome assembly.